UGGUCCCCAGCUCAAUCUCCAACACAACCACGAAGCCAUCAUGACACCUCCUUCCACUACGUCCGCAGUCGUGAUCGUCACCGGUGCCUCCCGCGGCAUCGGUCUCGCCAUCGUCCACGCCCUCCUGCAGCACAACGCCCGCGUUAUCGCAACCGCACGCACUCCUCUGUCCACCAACUCCGCUGAAACUAGCUCCACCACCGAACCCUCCUCCUCGCCAUCCCUAGCGGAGUUGGUAAAAACGUACCCGGACGCUCUACGCUAUGUUGCGGUGGACGUGACCGAUGAGCGCGCGGCGGGGAUGAUUGUCGGGGAAGCGAUCUCGGCGUUUGGGAGGUUGGAUGCGCUUGUGCAUAAUGCUGGCAUCUUAGACCCCCUCGCCCGCAUCGUGGACGCCCCCAUCACCGACUGGGUUCGCUGCUUCGACAUCAACCUCUUCUCCUGCGUCCGGCUACUCCAGGAAGCCAUCCCGCACCUCCGCACCGCCGCCUCCUCGUCUUCCCUAUCCGGGACAUCCAGCAGGUUCAUCCUCAUCUCCUCCGGCGCCGCCGUCCGCCCCACAUCCGGCUGGUCCGCCUACAGCGCAGCCAAAUCCGCUUCCAACAUGCUCGUUGCGUCCGUCGCUGUUGAAGAGCCGCUGCUGACAUCCAUCGCCAUCCGACCGGGUGUGGUUGACACGGCGAUGCAGGCGCGCAUUAGGAGUGAGGAUGCCAAGGAGGCGAUGGGUGAGGAGGGUCGGCAGCGGUUUGUAGGGCUUUUUGAGAGAGGCGAGCUGUUGAAGCCGGAGACGCCUGGGAGCGCCGUGGCGAGGCUGGCGCUGAGCGCGCCGAGGGAGUUGAAUGGCUUGUUUGUGAACUGGGAUGAUGAGAGGUUGCCGAAGUGAUUUGCCAUGGUGUGCCACCCGUAAGCGGAUUCUUUGAGGCGUAUAUAUAUAGCCAGACUCCCUUAGACGUAGGUUGGGUUUGUUGUCACAUUCACAUGUAUGCAUAAUACACAUCAUAAUAAACGACCGCCCA
Messenger RNA from Fimicolochytrium jonesii, 1016 nucleotides. RefSeq lists its product as uncharacterized. Bases 41 to 883 code for a protein of 280 amino acids. The record is from RefSeq and is a predicted model, not a curated record. The transcript has 2 exons. NCBI's taxonomy places the organism in Eukaryota, Fungi, Chytridiomycota, Chytridiomycetes, Spizellomycetales, Powellomycetaceae. Gene Ontology annotation, cellular component: intracellular anatomical structure. Gene Ontology annotation, molecular function: oxidoreductase activity, acting on NAD(P)H, oxygen as acceptor.